Entrophospora sp. SA101 is the source of this 677-nucleotide messenger RNA. The record is from the annotation of a GenBank genome assembly. NCBI's taxonomy places the organism in Eukaryota, Fungi, Glomeromycota, Glomeromycetes, Entrophosporales, Entrophosporaceae.
GUUCACAACUAGAUACUGUGAUAUCAAGAAGAGAUGGUGGAAGCGGAACUGCAAGAGACUUAAACAAAGUUCAUGGUCGUGCAAAUGCUGUAAAAGGUGAAAAAAAUCUUAUUCAAGCUUAUAAAGAAAUUGCAGCAAUGAGUGAUGCAAUCAGUCUACCAAAAGUUAUAGCUGAUAUUGCCAAACAAUUGUACAAACGUGUUGAGGAAGAAAAACUGUUGAGAGGAAAAAGUACAGAGUCUAUAAUUGCAGCAUGUAUAUUCAUUGCUUGUCGCCAACAAAAUGUACCAAGGACUUUUAAAGAAAUCUGUGCAAUAACCCGUGUUCCAAAAAAAGAAAUUGGACGUUGUUUCAAAAUCUUAACAAGUACAUUCGAAACUAAUGUAUCAACAAUGACAUCCGAAGAUUUGAUGUCACGUUUCUGUUCAAUGUUGCAUCUUAGAAUGGAAGUUGAAAAGGCUGCUCUGGAACUUACAAGUAGAACAAAGGAGCGUGGCACUUUGGCAGGUAAAUCUCCCGUCUCGGUAGCUGCUGCUUGUAUCUAUAUGGCUUCAUGUUUGUAUCAACAACCAAAAUCACCAAAAGAUGUUGCUGAAGUAACUGGUGUCUCCGAAUUAUUGCUAAUAGUUAUUGUAGUUAACAAAAAUAGUAAUAAUAUGUUCAAAAAUAAAAGUUAA